This is a messenger RNA of Drepanopeziza brunnea f. sp. 'multigermtubi' MB_m1, 2127 nucleotides long. RefSeq lists its product as uncharacterized. Gene Ontology annotation, molecular function: hydrolase activity, hydrolyzing N-glycosyl compounds. Lineage: Eukaryota; Fungi; Ascomycota; Leotiomycetes; Helotiales; Drepanopezizaceae. The record is from RefSeq and is a predicted model, not a curated record.
AUGAAAAUGCUGCGAUACUUUAAUAAUACCACUCUCAAGCGCCAACACACUGAGAUGGCCGUGGACAAUACCAUCGACUUGGACCGUGAGCUUCGGCCUCGGAAGCAACAGCGGGUCGAGGGCGCCAGCGAAAAGAUCCCAACCGAUCCGGACAACCUCAUGGAUAACUGGCUCAUCUCAUCGCGAGAAACGAAGUCGCAGCGCAACUCGAGAGAGCCCAAAGAUCGCGAAGCGUGGGAAGCAAGACGAAAACUUCAUCCUCUGCUACCCAAGACCCAGUGGUCGUGGCAAUACACAGGGGGCGUCCAGCAGCGCAACUGGGUUGUUAGUAAAGAGACGAAUAGCCUCACCCUAAACGAGCAGAGCCCGUGCAGUUUCUCUUCAGAGCUGGGUGACGUGGAGAUAUCUGGGAUAUAUCGAGAAUAUUGGCUAUGCGGCGACAUUCAGAAAUUUCUUGCUACUCUGUACAAUAAAUAUGGCGUUCAGGGAACACUUCCAGAGCCGAUAGUUUGGAAGAUCUUUGCAUCUUUAAUCUCGGAGCUGGUCCCAAAGAGUCACGCGUGGCCAGAAGCACCCGCUUGCAUUGUGGCCUCCCCAAACACGAUAUGGCAAGUCGGAAAAUGUAUGCUUCACAUUCUCACGCGUGGUCGCUUCUGGGACGAGGAAUUCAAUUGUCUAUCUCCACUGGAUAAUGGCCAAAAGUUCGGACAGUUCAAGCAGGAAGUACUUCAAUCGAAAUACAGCAAGAACUUGUUGAAGUAUGUCUUAGGCUGCCUAUCCUUCAAGGAUUAUGAGAGAUUCACGAGAGAGGAUCUAAUGGAGCAUUUUGAGAAAGUAAACUCCGUGUUUGCAGGCACUUAUGUUCCUGAACCCGUAGGCAACUCCCUUGACGGACCCUACCAACCAGCAGAUUCUCGUAUUCCGAGCGGACUUACGAUGGGAGAGGGACUUUUCUAUGAGGGCCUGCUGCAGGUGUUGAACAAAAGACAAAAGGAGACUAAGGAAGAUGGCAAGGACCGAACGCCUCAUAUCGUUACGAUCACGGAUCUUGCAAAGGAUUACGAUGAUUUGAUGGCCAUGAUGUGUCUGAAGGAGCUCGAUCGAAUGUGUAUCAUACAGCUCAAAGGUUUUGUUGCGAAUUUAACCCCAGCUAAGAAGCGAGCACUCUUUGGACGAGGUGCGCUUGAUGCUCUUGGUCUCUCCAAAGUCGAGAUUGGCAUUGGAAGUAUUGGAGACGCCCAGAGAGAGCUGAACAAUUACGGCCACGAAUUUGAUAACACUGAUGACUUUAUCGCGCCCGACGAGACCAGCCUUCCCGAGGGACAAGAUCUUCUGACGAAGAUCUUCACGAAAGCAGCUACAGAUGGCAAAAAACUUACAGUUCUCACGAUCUCGAGCUUGAUGGACAUUGCCGAAUUCUCGAAGAACCACACUGAGCUUCUCAAGAAUAACCUUUCAAAAGUUGUGCUCCAAGGUGGCUAUCGUAUCAUGGAUGGCAAGCUGGUCCCUGAUGCAGCAGCUGCAAAUAACAGAUUUGACCUCGAGGGCGCAGCGACUUUCCACGAAUUCAUCCAGAAGUACAAGGUGCCCUCCACGGCAUGGACCAAAGUCGCCGCAAACGCUACUCCAAUUUACAGCUCCCUCUUCGAAUCUCUACACGAUACCGGUCAUCCCUUGGGCCGCUACUUGCGCGGCGUGCAGACCAGUCAGGAACUGAACUUCUACGCUCGCUGCUGCAGCGACCGCCCGUUUGCGCCACACAUGACUCAAGACUGGGCUGUGAAGACCAAGAGUACAUGGUUCGCCGCUGGUCACGAGCCAGAUGAACCGUAUCCAUUGGGCGAGGCCAUGCUGCCUUAUUUCACCAAGGUGAUCGCGUACGAUGCUCUGGCAGUGGUCGGCGCUUCCGGCGAAGACGUACUGGAGCACUUCAAGCUCGUGAAGCCUCUCGUUAAGCGCCCGGAUGCAAAGGAUGAUCUUCAUCAUGUUGUUGGUAUCCCGAAGACGGACGGAGGGGGUGAGGGAGAUGGGCUUCCCGAGGAGGAGAAUCUUGACGGCAAGAUGAUGGGAAUCGCCAUCUCGGCCCUGAUGAAAGGGUCGCUGCUGGCGGUGCAGCAGGGUUUGUGA